GAGAAGUACUACUCUCUCUAUCCCUCUUUUCUCUUUCUUGUUUCUCUCUCACACACACAGAGACACAACACAACACACAUUUUUUUUUUUUCAAUUUAGACGCACACUUGGGUUCAACCAAUCGUGCCUCACCACCCUUUCUUUCUUUCUUCCAAAUCUUUCUCUUUAAUUUUUUUCUCAUUUCGUCUCUGAAUUUUCUGCCUUUCUUCAAACGACGUCGUUUUAGUCAAUGAUCUUCUCCUUCAAUUUCGGUAAUCUAGGGUUUUGUUAACGAGCUCAGAAUUCUCCAUGGCUGCUGCUGCUGCUGGUAGUUCCAGCUCAGCGAUGCUCGAUGGAAGUGUUGGAACAUCUGUAGGUUUAACGAAGUCGGAGCAGAGUAGUUUUGUGCAUUGUACGGAGGGUUCUCAGUUGGUCGGAGUUCAGUCUACGGUUGCCGGAGUUUCUCCGACGGAGGCAGCUGUUGUAGAUGGGAGGAAUUCAGCUGUAAAUUCGAUCGGACACGGCGGAGUUGAUAGGCGGAAGAGAGGGCGGCCACCUCGUAGCCAGGCGGUGAAACCUCCGCCGCCGAAGAAACAGCGAGAAGAGGAUGAAGAUGUUUGCUUCAUAUGUUUUGAUGGUGGUUCGCUCGUUCUUUGUGAUCGCAGGGGGUGUCCAAAGGCAUAUCAUCCAGCUUGUAUUAAGCGGGACGAGGCAUUUUUUCGCUCCAAGGCUAAAUGGAACUGCGGUUGGCAUAUUUGUAGUGUGUGUCAAAAAACUUCCCACUACCUGUGCUAUACUUGUACAUAUUCAUUGUGCAAGGCAUGCACAAAAAAUGCUGAUUACUUGUGCGUUAGAGGAAACAAAGGCUUUUGCUCGACAUGCAUGAAAACUAUCAUGCUGAUUGAGAACAAAGACCAAGCAAAUAAGGAAAUGGUUCAGGUAGAUUUUGAUGACAAAACCAGCUGGGAAUAUCUCUUCAAGGUGUAUUGGGUAAUCCUAAAGGAAAAGCUAUCAUUAACACUUGAUGAACUUGUUCAAGCUAAGAACCCAUGGAAAGAAUCGGAUGCAGUAUAUGGUAAGCGGCCACUACUGCCUUAUGGUCAUUAUGUUGCAAAUGAUGGCAAAGGUAUUUCGGGCAAGUCAUUUGACCAGUCAGAGCUGAAGAAACCCUUAGAGCUGUUAGAGCUAUCUAAAAAGGAUCCUCCAACCACUGAAAGCCGAACAACUGCAAAGUCUAACCCAAGCAUUUUCAGUUCUACUCCUCAGUCAGAGCUAACAAAGCCUGCUGAAGAGCUAGAGCUUCAGGAGGAAGAUUGUUUGAGGACAAAACAGGGAACCACUGCUGUGCAGACAUCAGUGAAUGGAUGCAUGGAGUGGGCAUCGAAGGAGCUAUUGGAUUUUGUUGCACAUAUGAAGGAUGGUAAUACUUCUGCUAUAUCUCAGUUUGAUGUCCAGGCACUUUUGCUCGACUAUAUUAAGAAAAAUAAGCUUAGAGAUCCUCGACGGAAGAGUGAGAUAAUUUGUGAUUUGAGGCUAAAAAGCCUUUUUGGUAAGCCACGUGUUGGCCACAUAGAAAUGCUGAAGCUUCUUGAGUUCCACUUUCUGAUAAAGGAGAAUCCCGAGAAGAGUGCCUUUAUACCAGCUGGAAUUGUUGGAACAGUGACUGGCCAUGUCGAACCUGAUGAUAGCAAUGAUAUCUCUUCAUCUAAAAAACGUAAAAGUCGUAAAAAUGGCGAAGUAAAAAUCACCCAGAUUAAUCUGGAUGAAUUUGCUGCAAUUGAUGCUCACAAUAUAAAUUUCUUAUAUUUGCGGCGUGAUUUGAUGGAAAGUCUCGCUGGAGAUGUGGAGAAGUUCCAUGACAGAGUUAUUGGCUCAGUUGUCCGCAUAAAAAUACCCAGUAACGAUCAGAAACAGGAAAUUUACAGGCUUGUCCAUGUUGUAGGUACAUGCAAGUCAUCUGAACCAUAUAAGAUCAGAGAUACGGCAGUUGAUUUUCUAAUUGAAGUUUUAAACUUAGACAAGAAAGAAGCUAUAUCUAUUGAUACUAUUUCAAAUCAAGAUUUCAGUGAGGAUGAAUGCAGAAGAUUACGUCAGAGUGUAAAAUGCGGGCUUGUAAAAAGGCUUACUGUAGGUGAGAUACAGAAGAAAGCUAUGGAACUCCGGGCAGUGAAACUCAAUGAUUCCCUGGAAGCGGAGAUAUUGCGCCUCAAUCAUCUUCGUGAUAGAGCAAGUGAGAAGGGGCACAAGAAAGAGCUCAGAGAAUGUAUAGAGAAGUUAGAGCUUCUGAAGACGCCUAAGGAGCGCCAGCGGAGGCUAAUGGAGAUUCCAGAAGUGCAUGCUGAUCCAAAGAUGAACCCAGAUUAUGAAUCUGAAGGAGAACACAAUGACAAAAGAAAUGUUGAACAUCCAGCACCAAGAUACACUAGAAUUAGUAGAAGGGAUGAAAAACUUGUAUCUUUAGGGAGUCGAGUUAAAGAAGAGGGAUCUAUCAUGGCUCGAUGUAGAUCGAGUGAGAAAAGAGAAGCUUGUGGAACUAAUAUCUUUGACAAGAAAGGAAAUCAAUUUACUGUUGAACAAGCUGUGGAUAGGUCUGGAUCUGAAGCUUCAAUUGCUAGUCUCUCUACGGCGAACUCAUCAUCCGUUAAUAGUUGUGAAACUGACAAAUUGUGGCAUUACCGAGACCCUGCUAAACGAAUACAAGGACCAUUUUCGGUGAUGCAGUUGAGGAAAUGGAAUACAUCCGGGCUUUUUCCCCCUGAUAUGAGGAUAUGGACAAAUCAUGAGCAUGAAGACUCGGUACUUUUAACUAAUGCACUGAAGGGGCUUUUCCAUAAAGAAUUUCAAGUGCAUGAUAAGACAUCAAGCCAGUCAUGGGAACCAGCUGGCUUGGAUAGUAGAACUAGUGUUAGGUGGACUGAGAGUGCUACUGGCUCACGGGGUGAAUGUGGAAAGAAAGAGGCACCUAGGCACCUUCAUAAUGCAAAUUACUAUUCAAACAGUAACACACAGUUUACGAGGACGAGUGGGUGGUUGCCCCCUUCUUUUCAACAAUGCGUGGAGUCGUUGAAGGCAAAUAAUUCUUGUUUUGACAAACCCCAACUGUCAAGCUCCCCUUCAUCUAUUCAGCGAGAGGUGAUUUUAGCUCUUCCACGGCAGGAAAAAGGACAGGAAAAUGAUAAUUGUCAUUCUGUUGCAGCUCAUGGAACUCAGAAUUCACAUAAAAGCACAUCAUGCUAUGCACAAUCUAACAGUCAGAAUUUAGGCCCAUCUUCUGGUCAGAACCAGGGAUCUUUUACCAGCAAUAAAUGUUCAAUUAACCUGGAUUGUGGAUCUACUUUUGCUUCAGCUACCCAAUCAAGGGAUUCAUUUGAACAGAAAGGAAAAAUGAAUUUCCCAGACCUACCUAGUCCUACCCCAGAGACGAGAUAUGGUGACAUUGAAGCGCAGGCUGCUGAGAAACUGCUUUUGUUGAGUUCAGUUAUUCCUUUUUGUGGUUCAGAUAUUCAUGAUUUGCCAAGUCCUACCCCUAUUUCAAACGGUGAAGCUCAAGGUGGGCAUGCUGAUGAAAAUAAAGAAUCUGGUCCGUCAAGUCUUCCUGACUGUGAACCUCAAGGUGGGCAUGCAGUUGAAAAUAAAGAAUCUGGUCUGUCAAGUCUUCCUGUUCAAGAAUCAGGCCAAAGGUGGAGCAGUGCUUCUAGCCCAGUGGUUGGUGGGCCGCACCUUCGUGAAAUAGCUGAUGAAUGGGGUAGAAGUUCACCAGCUGCAAAACCAUCUACUGAAGAAUGGGAUUCUGGUGUUGUCUCUGUUUCCUCGCAGAAACCGGCUGACACUGUGGGUGAUCAUGUUGCCACACCCCCUUCACAUGGCGACCAACUUACUGCAAAACCAUCUACUGACCAUCCUGGUCUUGUCUCUGUUUCCUCGCUGAAACCAGCUGACACUGUGGGUGAUCAUGUUGCCACACCACCUGCAAAUGGCGACCAACUUACUGCAAAACCAUCUACUGACCAUCCUGGUCUCGUCUCCAUUUCCUCACUGAAACCAGCUGACGCUGUGGGUGAUCUUGUUGCCACACCACCUUCAACUGCCGACCAACUUACUGCGAAACCAUCUGCUGAAGAAUGGGAUGGUCUCGUCUCCGUUUCCUCACUGAAACCAGCUGAAGUAGUGGGCGAUCAUGUUGCAACACCUACUUCAAAUGCCGACCAACUUAAUCACACUUCCCCUUCUCAUCCAAUGUCAAACUUUUUUGGUGAGCCUAUAGAGUUCAGCACUUUGGCUGAGGAAUCAGUGUCAGACCUUUUGGCUGAAGUUGACGCCUUGGAAUCUCAAAAUCAAAAUGGUAUGGGUUCUCCUACUUCUGCUAUGAGGUGCAGUGAGGGGAUGAUACCUGGUUGCAAAACUGGUUACUUUAGCCCGAUGGAAGAGCUGAGUCCAACACAUGAUCCUGUAAGAAGUGAUGCCUUGAGUUCCACUGGAGAUCUACAACUACCUUGUCAAUCUACUGUGACGGAUGAAACAGUUGGUGCAUCUCGAGCUGAUGCUUUUGAUCCAUUAAGGAGGUCCGCCGGAAAUUCAUCUACGAGUAGUGAGGGUGAAACCAAGUCAGCUGAUGUUUUGUUUUCCCAGGGGGAUGUUGGGUCCGUUAUACCUGCACCUUGUACCACGAGUCAAACUACUGCAUUUUCUGCAAUGGGCAGGAGUACAGGAUUUGAAGGUAUGACCAAUGGCCGUGGAGCAGCACCUGGAAACCAAAAUUGGGGUGGACCAGUUCAGGGAUAUGCAAAUUUUGGUUAUGGAAGCAGCACGGGAGCUGCAUGGGGAAAUUCACAUAUGAAUCGAGGUGCGCCUUUCUCUGGGAAUCCAAUGUGGGAUAGCCAGCGGAGGUAUGCAGGGGAAAGGUCUGGUGGUCCCAGAGACUGGGCUCUUCAAGGAGGAGAGUCGGGAUUUGGUAGGGGUAGGUCAUCUUGGAACAACAGACAGCAGCCAUAUGGUGGUGGAGGAUAUUCUAGGCCUCCUCCGAAAGGCCAGCGAAUUUGUAAAUUUUAUGAGAGUGGGCGUUGCAAGAAGGGGGCGGCGUGUGACUAUCUACACCCGUGAUGGUGUAAAUUGAAGGCAAUUGCUUUCAUUUUGUACAAUCAGAAAAUUCUUUUUGGAGUAAAAUAGACAUGUAGCUAAAAUGUUAUUCCUGUAACUCAACUGAAAAGUCUCAGUUCAAAAUGGCAGAUUGCAAUUUUUUCUUCCGCA
Molecule: messenger RNA, 5226 nt
Organism: Capsicum annuum
Lineage: Eukaryota; Viridiplantae; Streptophyta; Magnoliopsida; Solanales; Solanaceae
Product: zinc finger CCCH domain-containing protein 44
Exons: 11
Coding region: 289-5079 (1596 amino acids)
Molecular function (GO): DNA binding; metal ion binding; protein binding
Source: RefSeq, a predicted model, not a curated record